Molecule: messenger RNA, 1710 nt
Organism: Seminavis robusta
Lineage: Eukaryota; Bacillariophyta; Bacillariophyceae; Naviculales; Naviculaceae
Source: the annotation of a GenBank genome assembly
CCUUCUUGGACCAGCCCAUUCUGCUGCUGCCUGCUUUGUUGAGAUGUUGCGACUUGUGCACUUGUGCCUUUUCUUGUUUCAACAUCAAAGAGGCAACAGUGCGCACGCUUUUCAAGCAGGGAAAAGAGGAUUGUGGGAGUAUGAUGGUCACAACACACUACACAAAGGAAGCGGCGGUCAUGAUGUCCUGUUGGGAAGUUUCCCACCACCACUGGGUACAAGUUCUUUGUAUGCCAGACCCAAAAGAACCGAUGAAGCAGAAGAUGCUCGAAGGAUAGCCAUCCAGCAACGGCUAGGCAUGACAGACAGUGAAAUUGAAACUACCCUGAUGAAAUGGGGAUCGCUUCUUUCAAUUACAACAGAGAAUGUUUUGGGCACCAUUGACUUUCUGCAACAACACCUCCAUUCGGACCAAACCACGCUGAAAACGAUCAUUAUGAGAAGCCCUCGCUGCAUUGGUUUCAAAGUAUCCACAUUGAGGUAUAAAUUGGAUUGGUUUCAAGACAAUUUUGGUUGGAGCCGAAAGGAGCUACUAAAGGUGCUAUCCAAACAACCAGUUCUUUUGACCCUUUCCAUCCACGACAAUCUGGAGCCAUCACUGUAUUGGUUUCAAGAAACACUGAACCUGACGGAUGAAAGACUCUCCAAAGUCUUGAAAACAAAUCCACAGCUGCUGUUGUCGAACAAGAAAACGUUUGCUCAGAAAACAGAAUGGCUACAAAAGCGGUUAGAACUGGAGACAAAAGAGGAAAUCUCAAUAGUCAUUGGGAAAGCUCCCGUCAUUUUGGGUUUUGCCACCAAUGCCAUAGACUGUAAGAUCAAUUGGCUACAAUCUAGCUUGGAGCUCACGGAUCUGGAAGUUGCCAAGCUAAUUUGGAAAUUCCCACUCUUGGUGGCCAUGAGCAUUGAGGAGAAUAUGCAGCCAACACUGAACUGGCUUGUGAACCGGCUUGGCGUUAGAACAACCAAAAAGGUCGUUUCACUCCUACCACAAGUAUUGGGUUUAAGCAUCCAAGAUGGCAUUGAACCAAAGCUGGAAUUCCUCCGAAGAGAGUUUGGACUCAAUGAAGAAGGUCUGUUGAACAUGAUUGAGAAGAUGCCAGCUCUCCUUAGUAUGAGUUGCAGUAACAUUGGCAAUACACUACAGUUCUAUUCUGAGCGCUAUGGAGAAGACUUGGCACUCCAGUAUGUUAUUGGAAGUCCAUCCUUGUUGACCUAUAGCAUGAAAAAUCGUCUAAUUCCACGUUGGGAGGAAGCUGAGGAACUGGGCUUUGAAGCAGAGGUUGCCAUUCAUGUGCUGGCACAAUCCACAAACAAAAAGUGGAACCUAUUUGUGGAAUCAAAGGGAUGAAUCCUUGGCACUGUUAGACAACAACAAAGGAUGGGAGAAGGCGGAGUGAUAUUAUUUUCCAACCAAAUAAAUGGCGAAAUCCUCAAAAGCCAUGGGAGCACCAAUAUUGUGGGUGCGCUGCCUUCUGGUAAUGUAGCUUUAGACAGCUAGCUAGCUACAAGUAGGUAGCAACCAUGCCAUAUAGCUACACCAGACACGGAAAGCUCUAGCCAUCAAGACUCUGGCUACUAGUAGAGCUAACAAUCCAGUCCGUUCUCUCUAGCUAGCUAGUCUAGGUACUCGGGCGGGACUUAGCGUUGGCGUCAUGUUUCGCCCGCCACGUGUCAGCCUCUCAGGGUGCCAUCAACUCCAACGACAGC